UUCCGCCGUCACACUGAUCCCUACGCGACGCUGACGGUUUUCCAAAAGUUGUAAAGAAAAACCUACAAAAUAGUGCAAAAUAGUUACCACAUUAAGUGCAAAUAAAAGCAAAACAGGUCGCGCAUUGCACAUAAUAAUCUUUGAAUUGAAUAAGGAAAACCAAUGCGACACCACCAAACACCAAAGUAGAAAGUACGUGAAAAAACCAAAAGUGUGACUGUGUGCGUGCGAACGAGUUUUUUCAUUCGCCUGAAGUGGAGCGGACUUUUAUUUGUGGAUGGCUCUCCACAAUACAACAACAACAAUAACAAAUGCAGAAAAUGUUGAGCGAACAAAAACAACAAAAAGAACAACACCAAACGAUAGAACAAUAGCGAAAGAAUGUAAAAGAAUCAUUAGCAGGACACAAAAAUUGCAUUGGAAAUUGAAAUUCGUGCGACAAAAGCUGAAGACUGCAGAAAUUUUCAAAACUUGGCAGCCAUAUUUACUACAAAAACAAAUCUGUUGUAAAAGUACGUGACAAAAAAUAUUCAGGCACACAAACACACGCCACACAUAAGCAGCGCACUCAUAUACACACCACACACACUAACAUUUGCACACGUACAGCGUGUUUGAGAGAGAGACUGAGAGAAGAGGAGAAACGCAAAUGUGAAUUAACAAACAAACAAACAAAUAAGAAAUAUUUUGCGCAAAAGACAGACCCCCAAAUAUUCAACAAAAGUGAAUUACAUAAACAAAACGCAGCGCAUCAGUUUGAUAUCGAAAUAUUAUGGAAAUCGCACCAUUGAUUAGCAACGCUGCCGCUGCCGCUGCCGCCGUCGCUGCCGUCUCAGCCUCUACCUCGUCCACAUACGCUUACCAGAGCGAGAGCCAAGCCAGCAGAAGCAGUAGCAGCAAAGAAAACGAUAACGUCAACAAUCCCGCGUUGCUCGCCUCCCUUACACUUCAGAAAGUGCUGAAUAUCAACAACAAUAAUAAUAAUAACAGCAACAACAACAAUAGCAGCAGCAGCAGCAAUAGUGGGGCAGGCAUAAGGCUAAAUGAACAACAAAGACGAAACCUCGCUAUUCAAGCUGAGAAUGAUGUAUUAAAUCAAUUGCUUAAAAAUGGUGCUGUGUUCACCAAAACACAGCCCUCAGCCCCCAUAACCAUUGAGAAGAAAAGGCAGAACCAACAGCAGCAGCAUCAGCAGCAGUCGCAGUAUGCGCACCUGCAGCAUCAGCAACAACAACAGCAGCUGCACCAGCAACAACAGCAGCAGCAGCAGCAACAGCAACAAAGCAGCGCGCAGAAGCAACGCCUAAAUUCAUCCAUAUCAUCCACACAUUCAUCGACAUCAACGAACUCCUCGUAUGGCAGCUCCUCGUCCGAAGAUGUACUUGUGGCCGGGACGAGCACAAGUAGCAGCAGCAGCAGGAGGACCCAGGGAACAGGAACAGGAAGCGGAAGCACAGCAUCCGCAAAGGCGUCCAGCAUUAAAUUGCCAGAGAAAUCGAAAAUUCCGUCCGAUAUACUUGAUGAUCUGGCCAGUAAAUUUAUAAUCAAUGUACCGGACAUGGAGCUAAACAAUCUAAUAAGAAUUUGCUUUCAAAUCGAGUUGGCCCAUUGGUUCUAUCUGGAUUUCUUUUGUGCACCCGAACUCAAUGAAGAAGGUGUGCCAAUUCGGAAGCGCAAGCUGCCAGCGGUGGGCAUCAAACAAUUUGCCAUGCAAUUGUUUCAACACAUUCCCUUCCUGAACAAACAUUUCGGCACUGUGGAACAGAUACUGCAAGAUUGGAAGAACUACAAGAUGUCGGUGCCCACAUAUGGUGCCAUUUUGGUGGCUGAGGAUCACAAUCAUUGCUUGCUAGUGCAAUCCUAUUUCGCACGCAACUCUUGGGGCUUUCCCAAGGGGAAAAUCAAUGAGAACGAGGAUCCGGCACAUUGUGCAACAAGAGAGGUUUAUGAGGAAACUGGUUUCGACAUCACCGACAUUAUCGAUGCCAAUGAUUAUAUUGAGGCUUUUAUCAACUAUCAAUACACGCGGCUGUAUGUCGUGCGGAAUGUCCCCAUGGAGACGCAGUUCGCUCCGCGCACACGCAACGAGAUCAAAUGCUGUGACUGGUUCCGUAUUAAUGAAUUGCCGAUCAACAAGAAUGAUGCCAUAUCGAAAGCCAAACUGGGCAAGAAUGCCAAUUCCUUCUUUAUGAUUAUACCCUUUGUUAAGCGCUUGAAGAAGUGGGUGAGCGAGCGUCAGGCUGGCAUCGGACCCCGUCGUCGCAAAUGCUCUGGCCAGCAGAGUCCCAAAGCGUUCUCGCCAACUAAUGUGAAUGGGAAUGGCGGAAGCAGCAGCAGCAGCUGCAAGAAGGAUGCGGCUGCCUCGCAGCGUCAGCGACACAAGUCCAUGGGGGACUUGGAUGGUGUCAAGUUGAAUAAUCUCAAUGGAAAACCGGUAGCUGGUUCUGGGCCAGUGGCUUGUGCAUCGGCCACCAACACCACCACCACAGGCACCCUGAACAUAAUCAAUAGCACCAAACGCAAUAAACAAAAUGCGGCUGCAGGCAGCAAUCAAACAACGCCACUAUCAACGGCAACACACACUACGGCAGCCGCAACUCCGGGAGGAGGAGGCAAUGGAGCAGCGGCUAUAUCAUCAAAGCGUCAAUUGUUCCAUAGCCAAAGUCAAAAUGAUGCACAGCAGCAACAGGCCUUUAAUGGCAGUGAGAAGGUGAUCAGCUCCUUUGAUUUGAUACGCAAGGAGAAGCAGCAGCAACUAAGGGCAGCCAAGUUGCAGAAGCAACACCAGACACAACAGCAACAACAACUGCUGCAAGGCUUGCGCCCUAAAAUAUUGCAAAGCGAGAAGCAAGGAAAUCAUCAUCAGCAGCAGCAGCAGCAACAACAACAACCACAGCUGCUGGUCAAAAAUAACUUGGGACAUCAACAGCAACAGCCCACUACCGGCAUGGAUUUAAUAGCCAUGCUAUCGGCUGCAGCGGCAGCUCAGCAAAAGACACCAAAAGCGGAACAGCCACGUCCACGGCCAGCAUCCGUUUCGCUAAACUAUGAGGGAUCCCCAACAACAGGAUCCCGAUCACAACAGCAGCAGCAGCAGCACCACCACCAGCUGCAGCGCAUGCCGUCGGGCACUAAUUUGAGGGUACUACCGCGAGCCCAAUCUCAGCAGCCAUCGCAGCAGCUGCAACUUCAACAGCAGCAGAGUCAGGUAGGCGUGGGCACGCCUGCUCUAGGGCCGAUGGAGUUUACGCCCAACUUUAAUUCGUGGACGAAUUUCACAUUCUCCAAAAAUUGGAUAGCAAAUGUGUUUUGCUAGACAUUUUCACACAAUUUUCUUCUAUUCCUUCUAUCAAAAUUCUCAUUGAAUUUGCAUUUUCAAGCAAAAGGCCAGAUUAAAGGGAAUAUUUUUGGAUGCUUUGUGAGAGAACAGAGAGAGAGACACCGACAGACCCUUGGGAGACCCUGCCAGUAAGAGGGAAAGAAGCAUGCCAAUUGCAUUUAACAAGUACACUUGUACAGUUGUUAUAACAAACAAACAAGCAAAAAACUAAACCUUAAAACGACGUACCAACCAACCACUCUUGUAGACAACUAAUCAUGUCUAGUCCUAGGCUUUGGAGACUAUGUAUUAGUGUUAACUUCAACAACUUUUAUGAUCUCUCACAGGAGAAAUCAAACUUUUCCACUUAAAUAUAUAUAAAUUCUAUAUAAAUUAUAUAGGGAACAGCAGGCAUAAAAAAUGAAAUGAUUUUCAUACCAAAAAAAAAAGAACUCGAGUCUUCCGCUCACACACACAUAUGUAACGCAGGGCGCUAUUUUUCUAUGGACAAGGACACAAAAGAGACCGACAUUGAGAUUGAAGUACAAUACAAUUACUAAUUAUGAAUACUAUUGUUAAGAGUCCUUAGAAAACAGCCAAACGUUUAUUGUGUGCGUGAACCAAGCCCCUACUUCGUGCCGUGUGCGCCGUUUAAACGUAUUUUUAGACAAAAACCAACAAAAACUAAACUUAACUAAAGCGUAGCUUUAAUACGCCCAAUAACACACAUCCACACACACCCCCAAUUGCUGUGCAAGUAUUCGGAAUUGAAGUCCUUUAACGACUCAUCUGAUUACGGGUUGGAUACAAUGUCGUGGGGCAAGUGAAAAGGGAAAUAAUUGGAAUUUCUGGGCCGCUAUACUUACUGCCCGCCCCUCCCCACCUAAGAGAAAGAUGUGUAGAAAAGAAUACAAAUAAUAACAAUGUAAAUAUUUAAAUUGUGAUAUCGUAUUUCUUAGCACAAUUGUGAUCUUAACUAAACAAAACAAACGGCUAGCUACUACGUGCAACAACAAACUUUUAUAAGCAAACGUGAGGACAUUUUUAAACAAACAAUCAAAAUUGCUCCCCCCUGAAAUCGGAGACAGACACAGACAGGCGCUUGAGUGACCCACAAAUGAGUGGCAAUUAUGAGGCAUAUCUUCAGGCAAGGCGUAAGGAGAGCACCAAUAAAAUUGAAAAGAAACCCUGAUGAUGAAUAUGAAUGACAAACAUUUAACGAAUUUAAAUUAGUUUAAAUUUGAAUGAUUACAAAUGGUAUAGUAGGCAGCACGGUUAAAGAAGUAAUUGAUGAUUUGUAAAGCUGUGCAUUUGACAUAACGACAAAUGCCAAGGAUCAGAAGAGGAUGUAGCUAUAUUUUUGUGAGCCAAUAGUGCGUAAGUGAUAGAAGAGGAGAAACAUCAGAUGCGAAACCCUUCGAGAAAUGUGUUAAGCCUUUUGAUAAUAACGUAUCCCGUAGACUUCGUUCAAGGUUUCUAUCAAAUCCAAGUUUCCUAUAAUUUGUAAGCAUGUCUGCAGCAUGUUCAACGGGGUUCGUUCUCUCUCUCCACCAAACAUAGUCUCCAAUGUGUGUGUAAAACUGUUGCCUAUUAGUGUAUAUCUUUAGACUAAGCCACUAAGCAGGGUCUCCGUCUCCACGCGGUCGUAACUCGAAGGAACACGAAAAGCUAGCAAAAUAUUCCCUUAAGAUGGCCUUUUGCUUAUAAUUCGCUUGAUAAUUCUGCAAACUUCGACCAAAAAACCUUUUGCAUUUGUUUAUAAAUUUCUUAAAUUUUGACUUUUAAAGCUUUUUGAAAAGCCAUAUUAAUUUGUAUUUUUUUAUGCCUAUAUUUUGAAUUUCAAUUUUUUUUAAAUUUAUUUGUGAACAACCAACCCAUACCAAAUCCAUGGCAAUAUGUAACCAUCAUGAAUGGGAGUCUGGAUAAACAAAUGUUCAUUAAACCGAUUGGUAUUGGACGACACCAUCAAGUCGAAACAAAAUCUACGACUCUACUCACUCUGAGCUGAAAUUGUUAUGCAUUUCAGACCAUGUUAUCGGGCAAAGCUAACAAAACAAAAUUAAAUCAACUAUCAACACGUCCAAAAACGAGAACUUAAGGUGCGUCCUAGACUCCAGCUCCAAAUAGAUUCUUGGCAGUCCUCGGUAAAGGAAUUAACCGUGAAGGAUAACCAUCCCAUGAGUUGAAUACAAAUCUAUUCUGGUGCUAGAACUUCCUUAUACGAUCAUACAAUAUCAAAACACACACAAUUUGUAGAAUUUCAACC
Molecule: messenger RNA, 5585 nt
Organism: Drosophila guanche
Lineage: Eukaryota; Metazoa; Arthropoda; Insecta; Diptera; Drosophilidae
Gene: DCP2
Product: mRNA-decapping enzyme 2
Exons: 5
Coding region: 773-3316 (847 amino acids)
Biological process (GO): nuclear-transcribed mRNA catabolic process, nonsense-mediated decay; deadenylation-dependent decapping of nuclear-transcribed mRNA
Cellular component (GO): cytoplasm; P-body
Molecular function (GO): 5'-(N(7)-methylguanosine 5'-triphospho)-[mRNA] hydrolase activity; manganese ion binding; RNA binding
Source: RefSeq, a predicted model, not a curated record